Molecule: messenger RNA, 309 nt
Organism: Rangifer tarandus platyrhynchus (Svalbard reindeer)
Lineage: Eukaryota; Metazoa; Chordata; Mammalia; Artiodactyla; Cervidae
Source: the annotation of a GenBank genome assembly
AUGCCUUACACCCUGCCGCAUGUCAGGGGCCAGGAAGCAAUGAAGUCAGAUCCCAGCUGCAGCCUUUCCUGGCUCCCGGCUCUGGACACCCCACCCAGGCUGGAACCAGCAGAAGAUGGGGGCUUUUCCUCCUUCACCUUUGGAGAGAAUGGGCAUUAUUCCUGCCCAGUCCAACCAGGAUGGAGUCCAACUUCUGAUCCUAGCCACCAAGACUCUGCAGCCAUCUCUUCAGACUUCUGGAUUUACAUGGGGUCUUUCUACCUUUGUACCUUAGCUCAUCUGGAACCCCCUCCUCAUCUCUCCCUGUGA